AUGUCAGGGGCUGGCAAGACUUCCGGUGAGGACGGAGAGCUGCUCCGGAGCGCGAGCGGGAUCUAUACCCGACCACAGUAUAGAUUCUAUAGGAAUUGUGGAAUCUCUAAAGAUGAAUGUGGCCAAGGGUGGUUAUCGUGUAUUUUCGGCCAAUUCCAAUGCAGCCUGUACCGAACUAGCCAAACGCAUCACAGAACGUCUUGGAGUUGAACUUGGCAAAGCUGUGGUGUACCAGGAACCAAACCGGGAAACCCGUGUGGAGAUAAAAGAAUCGGUUCGUGGACAGGAUAUUUUCAUCAUACAGACCAUCUCCAGAGAUGUUAAUACGGCUGUAAUGGAACUGCUGGUCAUGGCCUAUGCCUGCAAAACAUCAUGUGCUCGGAACAUCAUUGGUGUAAUUCCAUACUUCCCCUACAGCAAGCAGUGCAAGAUGAGGAAAAGGGGCUCGAUUGUGUGUAAACUACUUGCAUGCAUGCUAGCUAAAGCAGGUUUAACCCACAUCAUCACCAUGGACUUGCAUCAGAAGGAGAUCCAGGGCUUCUUCAACAUUCCUGUUGACAAUCUUCGAGCAUCACCGUUCCUCCUGCAGUACAUCCAGGACGAGAUUCACGAUUAUAGAAAUGCAAUUAUUGUUGCCAAGUCACCAGCAGCUGCCAAGAGAGCACAAUCUUAUGCAGAGCGAUUACGCCUGGGACUGGCAGUAAUCCAUGGAGAAGCUCAGUAUGCAGAAUAUGAUCUGGUGGAUGGUCGUCACUCCCCUCCAGCUGUGAAGAACACAACAAUACAUUCUGGCUUGGAGUUACCAUCUAUACAUAGGCUGCAAGUCCCGUUUCCUGGCAUUGAGCUUCCAAUGAUGAUGCCAAAAGAAAAGCCGCCUAUCACAGUAGUUGGAGAUGUUGGUGGAAGAAUAGCCAUCAUUGUGGAUGAUAUUAUCGAUGACGUUGAUGGUUUUGUAGCAGCUGCUGAGAUUCUGAAGGAGCGGGGUGCAUAUAAAAUAUAUGUCAUGGCUACUCAUGGUCUUCUUUCUGCUGAUGCCCCUUGUUUGAUUGAGGAGUCAGCCAUUAAUGAGGUGGUUGUAACCAAUACCAUCCCUCACGAAGUUCAGAAACUGCAGUGUCCCAAGAUCAAAACUGUCGAUGUCAGUAUGAUACUGUCUGAAGCCAUUCGUCGCAUCCACAACGGGGAAUCCAUGUCGUACCUGUUUCGCAACAUCACCGUUGAUGACUAGCUUUUUCUGGGUCCCCUCUCUGAAGCUAAAACGUAUGUAGCAGACAGUAAUGCAAUUGCAUUAUAGUACUGCCUGGAACAGCUGUAAUUGCUAAGUGCACAGUCUGUUCUGUGCCUCCAGUGGCUGAGUAUUUCUGUCUGUGAAAAAUAUUGUUGUGCGAGAACACAAGGGAUGUCCUGCAUUCAAAUCAACAUUUUAAAUAGUUACUGUAUUGUCAUUUCAUUCUGUAGAUAAAGAUUGUACAGUCUGUUGAAAAUUGCUGCUUGAUGGCUGUUUUAAUGCUGUAUAUUAUCAAUAAACUCCAUGCAAUUUGGUAACUCAA
Molecule: messenger RNA, 1550 nt
Organism: Hemiscyllium ocellatum (epaulette shark)
Lineage: Eukaryota; Metazoa; Chordata; Chondrichthyes; Orectolobiformes; Hemiscylliidae
Product: phosphoribosyl pyrophosphate synthase-associated protein 1
Exons: 12
Coding region: 113-1228 (371 amino acids)
Biological process (GO): purine nucleotide biosynthetic process; 5-phosphoribose 1-diphosphate biosynthetic process
Cellular component (GO): ribose phosphate diphosphokinase complex; cytoplasm
Molecular function (GO): ribose phosphate diphosphokinase activity; magnesium ion binding
Source: RefSeq, a predicted model, not a curated record